AUGAUUAAAAAAGUAAUUUCACUCAUACACUUAUUUUCAACUGCCGCCGCCGUCUACAACGGGGUUCAGGAAUGAUAGCUACAAGGUUUCUCUUCAGAGCCGACCUUGCUUUGCUAGCCAAGAAGACUUGCGUAAUCUCAAAGAGCCUGCCAUACUUACCUGGAUGCUCCUACUACACUGGUUUCAACUAUAAUUCGGGGAUGGACUUGAAAAAAGCGUUGCGGAUUGUUAAGGAGAAGAAGAAACAGAAAGUGGUAAUUCAAGUAUGGAGACCAGUCUCCACUCGGUCAAGUUCCUGUGAGGAAUCCAUGGUGAAAAAUACUAGCUCAAAUGUGGAGGAUUGUCAUGUUCUGAGUGGUCAGGAGAAACAUGAUAUCAGAAGUCAAGUGGAAGAAGGUCAUCAUACCAUCUCUUCCACUGUCUCAGAGAUUGUUUCUGAAGGUGUUGAAGCUGAAGCAGCUGUCUCUAACCCAAACACAUUCCAAACCUGCAUUGAAAGAAGUAAUGUGGAAGGACAAACAACACCAUCUGUUGAUGAGCAACCAAUUUCUGUGGCUGAGAAGCAUUCAAUUUCAAUAGAGACAGGGACUUCUUUGAUGCAUUUCAUCAAAGGGAAAGGGGGAGUCACACAGAAAAAGAUUGAAGAGGAUCUGGGUGUUGAAAUUAUAUUUCCUUUAUCCAAAAAGGAAGCCUCUAUCACAAUUGAAGGUGAUUCUGCUGAAAGUGUAGCAAAAGCUGCAGACAGAGUCAAGCUUGUAAUUGAUGAGGCAGUAAAAAGCCCAAAUCUGGACUACUCCCACUUUGUGUCACUUCCAUUGGCCAUACACACUGAACUGGUAAAUAAACUCAUUAACUUUCAGACCUCAAUUCUUGAAGCUACAGAAGUUAAUCAAGAUGGCCAUUUGGAAAGCUCUUCAAAUGAAGGCACUUCAGAUGAGGGCGAGAAUUUGAAUAAAGCCCCAAAGGUUGUGGUAGAACUCAAAACUGAAAAUGAUAAUGAGCAUGUUAAAGUUGAUAUAACUCAGAUACCGCUUGUGAGUUAUGCACCUAAAGCUUCUAAGUCAUCUGCCACAGAAGAAAAGCCAUCUAAACUGUCUGGAAUUGAAAAGUCCACUUUCAAUAAUCCAAAAACAUUUCACUUGACUGUACUCAUGCUGAAACUAUGGAACAAGGCCCUAGUUGAAAAAGCUGCUGAGGUUUUGCAGAGUGUCUCAUCAAAAGUAAUUGAUGCCUUGGAGAACAGACCUGUCUUUGUUCGACUUAAGGGGUUGGAGUGCAUGAAAGGUUCCUUGGCCAAUGCUCGUGUUCUCUAUGCACCUGUGGAAGAAAUUGGUAGUGAAGGGCGGCUUUCUCGCGCUUGUCAAGUCAUCACUAAUGCAUUCAUUGAAGCUGGUCUAGUUCUUGAAAAGGAUAAAGAACAAAAGUUAAAGUUGCAUGCCACUGUAAUGAAUGCAAGACAUAUCAGAGGGAAGAGGUCAAGAAAGAAUCGUUCCUUUGAUGCAAGAACCAUAUACAAACGUUAUGGCUCUGAAGAAUGGGGGGAGUAUCUUAUCCGUGAAGCCCAUCUUUCACAGAGGUUUGCUUAUGAAGAAAAUGGGUACUACCGUUGCUGUGCUUCCAUUCCUUUUCCCAGUGACUCUCAACUAGAUUGAUCAUUGAUGCUUAAAAAAGCAAACCUGUUGCUUGUUCUAGAUUGCUAAUCAGUUUUCAUACAGUUUUUCUAGUGUACCUAUUAUCAAAAGAUUCAUUCUGCUAUUACAUGGAUGCUUAUUUUGCAUUGUAUCUUAUGCUCAUCUUUCCCAUUGAACGACUCAUUAGAUUCGUUGGCAUUACAGAA
Messenger RNA from Ipomoea nil (Japanese morning glory), 1837 nucleotides. RefSeq lists its product as uncharacterized. Lineage: Eukaryota; Viridiplantae; Streptophyta; Magnoliopsida; Solanales; Convolvulaceae. Gene Ontology annotation, molecular function: RNA binding. The transcript has 14 exons. Gene Ontology annotation, biological process: DNA alkylation repair; regulation of DNA-templated transcription. Bases 72 to 1652 code for a protein of 526 amino acids. The record is from RefSeq and is a predicted model, not a curated record. Gene Ontology annotation, cellular component: nucleus.